Messenger RNA from Bufo bufo (common toad), 1845 nucleotides. RefSeq lists its product as uncharacterized. The record is from RefSeq and is a predicted model, not a curated record. Gene Ontology annotation, molecular function: DNA binding. Bases 186 to 1655 code for a protein of 489 amino acids. The transcript has 7 exons. NCBI's taxonomy places the organism in Eukaryota, Metazoa, Chordata, Amphibia, Anura, Bufonidae.
CACAAACAUGCUAGACCUGGGGGAAAGGAGCUGCCAUGACGUCAUGGUCAUGUGAUCCGUCACGUGUCAGGAGGAGGACAGCUGUGGGCACCGGAGAAGCUGCAGUAAUGGCCGCUGUGCCAAACUUCAUCGGGCUGUCAGGCAACUAAUGUGUAUCCUUGUGAAGACCACUCAAGAUAUAACAGAUGAACCGUUGCAUGGAACCUGAACUCAGGCAUGAAGAGUCAGACAGCACGCUCAACCAUGUGCCCAUACACCGCUCUCAGGAUGCAGCUGGUCAAACGGUACAGACACCCAGAUGUUUGUCUUCAACGAUUUUGCAUAAAGCUGAAGAAGACUUGUCGUGCAGAAAACGUCAGAGAACCUUGAAUGGACCGCUGUUCUCGCCCACAAUUCCUCGACACCAAAAUGCCACUUUCCAAGACAUUAAAAAAACGAAUGAGCACGAUAGAAGUGUUUCAAACAGAGACCCGAGUUGUCUCCAAGGUCCUGGAGGACAUUACUGGACUGCUCGGUCAGGAAGCCGGGUAACUGCACUUUAUUCAGAGUUAGUUCGGGAGCUGGAGGCACAGAUUGCGGAACUGCAUCAAAUCUUGACAUCGCGAGAUGAAGCGGCUAAAGUACAGGAAUGGAGGAUUCAGGAACUGGAAAAAGAAAACCAAGAAUUAAGAAGGCAUGUCCAGACUUUGGAGGAGCAGAACGAUGCUUUGUCUCGUAGAGGAAUAUGUGCAAUAAAAGAAGGCGAACGACUCAUUGGACCAAAUGGUCAGUCUGUGGUGGUCAGCGAUUGCAAUAUCUCUUUCUUGAAGAACCUGGCAGGAUUUCCGGAGAAAAAUUCAGAAUUGCAGACCUCCCCGCCUCAAACCUUAUCUACACCCCUUCCAACUAGUGAAAGCAGGCUCCCCUCAACAGAAAGCAUGCCAUCUCCUAUCCCACCACCCACACCCGAGCUUGUCCAUCCAAAUGCACCAAGUGAAGUGCCCACCACUCCUACAGAUGGCAUGCUACGAGUCAGCGGGGUGACAAGUGGCUUCCAAUACUGGAUGAAGAUGGAUGAUGCUGGAGAGAGCACGAUUCCUGAAUCUUGUGUGAUGUGGGAGGAACCUCUACAGGAAACGCUGCCAGAUGGCACUCCAGCAUGGGCUUCUGCUAUAGAGAGUAAUGGACGUCCUAAACUGGAGUUGGUGCCAGCAUCUGGGGUGUACAUCACUUACCAGCAGCUGGAGGACCUAUCUCUUAUUCCACCAGAUAAACCCAAACUAAUGACCCGGCGUCUACUGGAUUACUUCUUCUCUAGGGAGACCCUGGCACGAUCUUCAGCCACAGGACAGCGGAUUGCGCAUAAUAAUACCACCAUGGAGAAACCCCUACGUCUCCCUGAUACAGUGGUAACUGCCAUCAAAGCCUAUGUGACAAGAGCUUGUGGCCGUGGCUGUAACUUCAAUGCAGUUAUAAACAGUAAGUGCGGAACAUCCCGAAGGGCCGUGAAGAAGAUGUCCAUACGCAUUGACUGGACAGAGGGAGGCGCUAAACACUGCCCCAGACCUACAUCCAAAUCAGCAGCUCACAGGCUACAGUCUCCGAAUGAAAAGACAGUCGCCGGAAAAAAGGCCGCAGAGACACUAAUCACAGAGAAUGUGCCGCAGAACAGUUGAGCAUUGGUGCACCGUGUUACAAGUAUCCAGACAACCAUAUGCAACAUGCUUUAAAACUAAGAUAUCCGGAUGCCCAAAGCGACCUUUGCUGAAAUAACCACAUGGGGUGACACAAAUGACCGCAUUUACACGCAUGUGCCAUUGACGUCUGUAAACUUAACACUGGUAAAAUAAAACUGGUUUGUUUGUA